GCUGCUGGACAUAGGCCCUGCAUCAUCAACUGAUUUACUAGGGCCAUGUCAGUGGCAGCAUCUGUGACACACUCUGCCUCUAUACUGCCUUCUCUACGGAAAAACCAAGUGGCCUUGAAGGAGGGUAAGAUAAAGUUUCAGACUUGGGCUCAGCAGAAGAGGGACAUGAGGCUGGGGCCAGUGCCAGGAUCUUCAUGUUUCAGUUUGAGGAUUGUGUUGCUCUUGGUGAUUUCUCUGCCAAGCUUGUACUGUGACCUGGGAUCAGUAUAUUACUCUUCCUAUGAAACAGUCACCCCCAAGAGUCUGACAGUGGAAGGAAGGGAAGACCAAGUGGAAAAGCUCUCCUAUGUGCUAUUUAUGCAGGGCCAGAAGCAGUUGAUUCAACUGAAGGUGAAGAGAGACUAUUUUGUGAAUAACUUUCCAGUCUUCAGCUACCACGAUGGCAUCCUGGGGCAAGAAAUGCCUUUCAUCUCACAUGACUGUCAUUAUGAAGGCUACAUAGAAGGAAUCCCAGGUUCUUUUGUUUCUGUCAACACCUGUUCAGGCCUCAGGGGCGUCCUGAUUAAGGAGGAAAAAUCCUAUGGCAUUGAGCCCAUGCACUCUUCAAAACGGUGUGAACAUGUGCUGUACACCAUGGCCCAUGAAGCUCCAGUCUCCUGUAGUGUCACUUCCAAUGACAGCCAAGUGGCAUUCACCAGCCGGCAACAAGAGAGCAGCAAGCCUCGCAGUCGGCAGGUGCCAUCCUACUUGUGGUCACACACCAAGUACGUGGAGAUGUUUGUCGUGGUCGACAACCAGCGGUUCCAAAUGUGGGGCAGUGACGUCAAUGAGACAGUCCAGAGAGUAAUGGACAUCAUUGCUCUGGCCAACAGCUUCACCAGGGGAAUAAACACAGAGGUGGUGCUGGCUGGAAUGGAGAUUUGGACUGAGGGGGACCUCAUAGAGGUCCCAGUGGACCUGCGAGUUGCACUCAGGAAUUUCAAUAGCUGGAGACAAGAGAGGCUCUUCCAUCGUGUGAAGCAUGAUGUUGCCCACAUGAUCGUUGGACACCAUCCUAAAGAGGAUACGGGGCAGGCAUUUCUCAGCGGUGCCUGUUCAAGUGAUUUUGCAGCAGCCAUUGAAUCCUUCCACCAUGAGGAUGUCCUCCUGUUUGCAGCACUCAUGGUCCAUGAGCUUGGGCACAACUUGGGUAUUCCGCAUGACCAUUCGGCCUGCGUUUGUAAAGAUAAACCCUUUGGCCUCAUGCGUGAAAAUAUCACUAAAGAAAGUGGCUUCAGCGACUGCAGCUCUGACUUCUUCUACCAGUUCCUCUGGGAACACAAAGGGGCCUGCCUAUUUAACAAGCCUGGGCACAGAGGCCGCUUACGGAGGAAAGCCCAAUGUGGUAAUGGUCUCCUGGAGGACACUGAACAGUGUGACUGUGGUUCUGAUU
Messenger RNA from Physeter macrocephalus (sperm whale), 1432 nucleotides. Its product is annotated as disintegrin and metalloproteinase domain-containing protein 1a-like. The transcript has a single exon. Gene Ontology annotation, molecular function: metalloendopeptidase activity. Gene Ontology annotation, biological process: proteolysis; male gonad development; binding of sperm to zona pellucida. The annotation marks the transcript as partial. The record is from RefSeq and is a predicted model, not a curated record. Gene Ontology annotation, cellular component: plasma membrane; external side of plasma membrane; sperm head plasma membrane. Lineage: Eukaryota; Metazoa; Chordata; Mammalia; Artiodactyla; Physeteridae.